CUUCCUUUACUUUUCUCUUCCUUUCCUCUGUUUCCAUGGAAAUCGCCUCAGAAUAAUACACAAAUAGAGAAGACAAAGCUUCUCGAUGGCCGCACUCCUUUUCCUCCCCUGGAUUAUGAAGACAAAGCCUCAAUUGCUCGCCUUCUCCUGUCAUCUGACUCUAUAAUUUCCAACUUUAACGUCCUCAGCGUCCUGAUCUCGUCCAAGGUCUCGCCUUUCAUCGCCGUCGGAGCCAGGUAAAAUAUUGUUUCGACCCAAAGGCGACAGCUUUCUACCAUGAGGUCUGAUCCACUCGAAGCGUCGGCUUGGGUGGCCGAGUCGAAGCCCCAGAAGAGAUUCUCCAAUCUGCGGAGCGUCCGGUGGCGAAUCGAUCUUCGGGUGCUGCCAAGUUCGCCGUUAGCCACUAUUGAUGAUCUCCGGCGCGCCGCCGCGGAUGCCCGAAGGAGAUAUGUAAAUCUGAGACGCCGUCUUAUGAUAGGCCAUCAUGCCCAAAAAGAUGGCAAUGCAUCUGCUAAUCGUAUCAUCGAUAAUCCUCUUUCACAAAAUCCAGAUAGCACAUGGGGCCGCUUCUUCAGUUAUGCAGAGUUAGGGAAGAUGGUUGACCAAGAUUUAUGCAGGUUGUACCCUGAGAAUGGCGACUACUUUCACUCGCCCAAUUGCCAGGCUACACUAAGGAAAGUAUUGGUAUUAUGGUGUCUGCAACACCCAGAGUAUGGUUAUAGACAAGGAAUGCAUGAGUUAUUGGCUCCCCUCUUAUACGUGCUUCAUGUUGACUUGGAAAAUUUGUCUCGAAUAAAAAAACAAAAUGAAGAUUGCUUUAAUGAUGAAUUCAAUGGGAUCUCACUGCCAGAAAGUGACUUGCUCUCUAAUGACAGGAUUCGAAGAGUCAGAAAUUGGGACUCUGGUAUUGAGGUAGAAAGUAAUCUUCGCAAAAAGGUUACUGACAAUACUUUGGAUGCACUAGAUCCCAAUACAAAAGAAAUGCUUUCACUGAGUGAUUCUUAUGGAGCAGAAGGGGAGUUGGGUGCUAUAUUGUCUGAAAGAUUUAUGGAACAUGAUGCGUAUUGCAUGUUUGAUAAUUUGAUGGAUGGAGCCCAAGGUGUGGUUGCCAUCGCAAGUUUUUACUCGACUGUAGUAGGAUCAAACACAACCAUCUCUCCCACCAUUGAAGCUUCGUUGGCAUUAUAUCAUUUGCUAUCCAUUGUGGAUUCAUCCCUCCAUAGUCACCUUCUCGAGCUUGGGGUUGAACCACAAUACUUUGCUCUCCGAUGGUUGCGUGUUCUAUUUGGGAGAGAGUUUUGCCUCAAUAAUCUUCUGAUCAUUUGGGAUGAACUAUUCUCUUCUUCAAAUGAUAGUUGCGUAGAAAAUGUUGAUGAGUGCAGAUUUUAUAUUCUAUGCUCCGCUCGAGGGGCAUUUAUUGCCGCUUUUGCAGUGUCAAUGCUUCUUUAUCUGAGAUCUUCGCUUCUAUCUGCAGAAAUCACAACAUCUUGCUUGCAACGGUUACUGAACUUUCCUGCACACCCUGACAUGAAGAAGAUCAUAGAGAAGGCCAAAUCGUUGCAGGUGCUUGCCCUUGAAUCUACUUCAACUUUGUCUAAGACGUCGCCGUAUCUGAGGCCAGAUAAUUAUUGGGAAGAGCAGUGGAGAGUGUUGAAUAAGGAUGAAGAACUUAGUCGAAAAAAUGGCAUCUCAAAUGCAAGUGGAAGUAUAAAGAAGAUAUUGACUGGCAAAUUGAGUUUAUCUAGAACAAAGUCUGAAGCAUCUGCGAAUGCCCAUGCCGAUGCCAAGUUUUCUGUUAGGCGGAGACUUUUUGAUGACAUGCCUAAAUCCACUGAAGAUGAAAAACAUCAGGAUAUCUCCAAUAGUUGCGAGGCUUCUACGAUUUCAUCUGACACAAACAGCGGGAUGUCUUCUCUGGCAAUUCUGGCAGACAAUUGCAUGGCUGAAGAAACACUUUCAAAUGGGGAUAGCUCUUUGGUUCUUUCUAUAUCUACUAAUCCUCAUGAAAUGGAUAACGACCAUGAAAAUGAAUCGGUGAAGAGCAGUGUGACUUCAAAUUCAUUUUGCGGCGACAACAGCGAAGAAGCAAUUUCCACAGAGGAGCCUUGUUAUCCGAAUAGCGAAGAUGGGCAGGUAAAUAAUAUGGAAGAACCUUGCAGCCAAAAUCUUAAUGAGCAGUUGACUCAAGGUUCUGAAGCCAAUUCAUCCGGGGUUAUUGAUGCUUCCUCGGAACAAAUAGCCGCUGCAAAGGACCGGAAACCAUCUCCUGGUAAGUUCAAGUGGCUUUGGAGCUUUGGUAGAGGCGGCCAUCCCGAAGGAAAUCAAGAGUCACAACACUCUUCCAAUCCCGAGCAUAUCGAAAAGGAUAGCUCUGACAUGUCGACUUGUGAUGAAACCAGUACAUACUGUGGGGCAACUAAGAGGCCCGAAGCCAGAGAUAAAAAAGUAAUAGACAGUUUGCGAAAUCUUGGUCAGUCCAUGCUCGACAAUAUUCAGGUGAUCGAGACAGUCUUCCAGCAAGACAAAGGCAAACUCGAUUCGUUGGAUAAUUUAUCGAGCAACAUUGUUAAAGGUCAGGGAAGAGCUAUAGUAGCUUUAAAAGAACUGCGGAAAAUUAGUAACUUGCUCCAAGAGAUGUAAGAAAAUUUUGUAAUUAAUAUCCAUUGUAAUUACAUUCUUCAUUCUUCUAUGCAAGUUAUAGAAGUGUAUGUAUAUUUAGUGUUUCGAUUACUUGUAGCACAACUCUUGAUGCUCGAUCAGCGUAUAAUGGAUUCGAAUCUAUUGAGGAUUCAAAGCGGUUUACUA
Molecule: messenger RNA, 2805 nt
Organism: Zingiber officinale
Lineage: Eukaryota; Viridiplantae; Streptophyta; Magnoliopsida; Zingiberales; Zingiberaceae
Product: TBC1 domain family member 5-like
Exons: 6
Coding region: 277-2640 (787 amino acids)
Biological process (GO): activation of GTPase activity
Molecular function (GO): GTPase activator activity
Source: RefSeq, a predicted model, not a curated record